Molecule: messenger RNA, 1106 nt
Organism: Dermacentor andersoni
Lineage: Eukaryota; Metazoa; Arthropoda; Arachnida; Ixodida; Ixodidae
Product: salivary anticoagulant protein P23-like
Source: RefSeq, a predicted model, not a curated record
CGUUCACGCCGCACCAAUUGCCUUCUCGACCCGGGGAGUUACACACACGAGAUCGACGAAGCAGCACGCGGUGCUCUUUCUUCGUUUGAUGGAGAGCUGGGCUUCGAGGGGCUAGCGUUUCACUGGGAAUUCCCUCGCCCGUCCGGUCCGCUCUGAUCUCGCGGCGCACACUUGUCGAAAUCCGAGACACUGCGCUGAGGUUCUCGAAGAUAGCGAGUCGACCAUUUCCCGGCUGGGCGCGCAGAUUGGAUGUGACGUCAGAGCCACGCUUUCGACUAUGCUUCGGUAGCUUCGGGAUAGUAGCGGCAAUAUGCAGCAGUACUGCCUCGUCAUCCUUGCUGUGAUCGCAUGUGCGUCAGCUAGCACGGUGCAAGACGCCAAUGCCUAUAUGGAUUUAGUUCUUGAGCAACAUAUGCCACGCUUAGUCAUGGGAAACCACGACCUCUUUCCCGGGGCUCGGAUUCCAGACUUCCACUUCAAGAUACUGAAGACGGGGAUCACCAACCGGGAUCUGAAGGCUAACAUAACCGAUGGUUGGAUCCAUGGAUUCGACACUGGCGUCCACCGUUUGGGCAACUGCGAGCAGCCUAUUCUGCUCAGCGGAAACACUACCGUCAACUGCGUGCUCAACAUGACGGGCAUCGGGGCAACUUUGACUGCGACGACCAAGGGAGACAGUUUGGUGGGCACCAUAAAGACCAUCUGGGUCAAUGUGACGCUUAAGAAGGAGACCGUGCUGAGGGUGGCCGUCACCGCGCAGCACCCAAAGUCGGCGUCCCUGAUGACUUUCUUCAUGGAGCGCCUCAAACUGAAGACCAAGUAUGACGACCAUCUGAGUCUCAACGAUGAUCGCGAAGAGCAAUUCGAAGAGCUGAUCGAGGAGAAGGUCAGAGACAUACUCAUCUCUGCCAUCUACAACCCAUACAAGGCCAUGUUCGAAACAGCCGUCCAUAUGGCCACGCCAGCCUUCCCACGCGCGUGAACGAGUGGAGUUUAGCGGUUCGUGCUACGCGACAUACGCCACACUAUAGCUAUGCACGUUUUGAAUAGCCUCGCGGACUCGUUGUGAAUAAUAUGGAGUAAUAAAAGAGAACCUACAUUUAACA